Molecule: messenger RNA, 705 nt
Organism: Oncorhynchus keta (chum salmon)
Lineage: Eukaryota; Metazoa; Chordata; Actinopteri; Salmoniformes; Salmonidae
Exons: 2
Coding region: 1-705 (234 amino acids)
Source: RefSeq, a predicted model, not a curated record
AUGCAGAGUUACCAGGACUUUAUCAUGGAGUUACAGGAUGUGAUGCAGAGUUACCAGGACUUUAUCAUGGAGUUACAGGAUGUGAUGUGCAGCCACCCCCCGACCCAAUCAGCAGCCACAUCCCCCCCGACCCAAUCAGCAGCCCCCCCGACUCCAAUCAGCAGCCACACUCUCCCGGACCCAAUCCGCAGCCACAUCCCCCCGACCCAAUCAGCAGCCACAUCUCCCCCGACCCAAUCCGCAGCCACAUCACCCCCGACCCAAUCCGCAGCCACUUCUCUGACCCAAAUCAGCAGCCACAUCCCCCCGACCCAAUCCGCAUCCACAUCCUCUCCCGAACCCAAUCCGCAGCCACAUCCCCGACCCAAUCCGCAGCCACAUCACCCCCCCGACCCAAUCCGCAGCCACAUCAUCCCCCCCCCGACCCAAUCCGCAGCCACAUCACCCCGACCCAAUCCGCAGCCACAUCACCCCCGACCCAAUCCGCAGCCACAUCACCCCGACCCAAUCCGCAGCCACAUCACCCCCCGACUCAAUCUGCAGCCACAUCACCCCGACCCAAUCCGCAACACCCCGACCCAAUCAGCAGCCACAUCCCCCGACUCAAUCCGCAGCCACAUCACCCCCCGGCCAAUCCGCAGCCACAUCACCCCCCGACCCAAUCCGCAUCCACAUCACCCCCCGACCCAAUCCGCAUCAAACUAA